This is a messenger RNA of Lithohypha guttulata, 1278 nucleotides long. RefSeq lists its product as uncharacterized. The record is from RefSeq and is a predicted model, not a curated record. The coding region runs from base 1 to 1278 and encodes 425 amino acids. The transcript has 2 exons. Lineage: Eukaryota; Fungi; Ascomycota; Eurotiomycetes; Chaetothyriales; Trichomeriaceae.
AUGUCGUCGGUAGACGAACUACGCUCUCUAGCCAGCGAUAUCACUGUCGGGUUUGAAGCACUUCUGAACAGACUUGGUCAAUUAAGGAAGGUCGAGGACGAUCUACGGCGACAACUAGAGAGGGCAGUUGAUAGGUUCAAUUCGGAUGACUCCAAUAAUCCGUCCGAUGGUGCCUUCUCAGCCUGGCAAGACGAGAUAGUCAAACAGAUAUCCUGUCCUCCUACCAACUGCGCUCAACCCAUCAAUCCCGAAUCACUGCCGGAAAUAGUAAAAGCAAAGGAAGCCGUCCAACUUCUUCGAUCAAAAAUGAAUGCAGUGGCUACACCUCGAAGAUGCCCUGUGCCACAUAAGCCUGUGGUCACUGAUGAAGUUUUGAGCUCAUCGACCCCACGGAAAUGUCCUGUCUCACACAAACAGGCACCUCCUGCUUAUGAAGAGAUGGAGAAGGAUUUCACAACACAAGGCAAGCCCAGCAGUCUUGAAUGUCCGUUCGCAAGCAUGACCAAGGCCGGUCUAUUGGAUGGCGAGGUCGAUCCGAUUGCUGCUGAAUUCCAUGCUGAGGUCUUGUCGGCGCGGUCUCUAGACGAGGCUAGAGGAUGCAAUAGAUGUCCAAUUCGUUUCCUGGACAAACAUUCGCCAGAAGAGAUUGCACAAUAUUUUGAAAAACACAAGCAUGAGUUGCCACGAAGCCAUGAAAUUUGCGUCAAAAGAUAUCAGCAGAACGAGUCACAAAUACGCGAGCUGGACGAGAGAUACGGAAAUAUUGUUAGCAUGAUUCAAGGACUGGGCAAUAAGCACAAGCAAUACUUGACUAGCGAUCAGCAGGAGACGAGUAUAGACGCGAAAUCAGCCGAAGCCGUUCAGCAAUGGGCAGAUGGUGUUGAUGGAGACGCGAAUUUGACCACUGCACCACUUGACCCGGAUCAGCGACUGUCGCACUUCAACAAACCGCUUCGGGACGUACGAGUGGGAGAAUCACCAACACGUCCUUGGGGUAUACAUGUCCCUAUGGACCAAUCCAAAGCUGCUAGUGCAGUAACCUCGAACGCGUCCAAACCACCAUCAGUGCAACCAUUGGACACUGCUUCGAGUCGCAGGCAAAUACCUGACCCAGUCGUCGCAGACGGCGCCGCUUCUGCACAAGCUACAAGUCAUAUUUCCACCACCCACAAUCAGCGAAGCAACCAGAUCAUCUUUAACGGACCUGUUUUCCUGGGUUAUUCGGCAGAACAGGCGGCUCUCUUUCUUCGACAGCUAGGCAAUGGACAACGGCUUUAG